AUGAUCUUACAAAAGCGCUGUGUGAAGCUUGUGGACUACCUCGAGGAGAAGAUCGAAGUAAUACCACGGAUAGAAAUCAAGGUUGAUCAGGAAGAUGGUGCAGUUCCAGUGAGUCGUAGUAUUGAAGAAAAAGCCGCUGAACCUGAAGUCUACAAUCUCAAUAAGGCCCGUUAUGGAGACCUUAAAAGAAUUUUGGUGAAGAGAAAGGUGCCACAUGGAUUCCUAGCGCCGGAAUAUGAAUACGACUAUAAGUAUAACACUUACUAUAGGCCAUUAUUCAGGAUUCACAAGAGCCGAGAAACAAAUACGUUGCCUGAGAACGCUGGUGAGAGCAGUAUAUAUUCCGACAACAAAAAUAAACUGGCGUAUAUAAUUAUGACGUCUAAUGAUAGGAAAAGAAAGCGUAUCAAGCCGAAUUUACACGAUUCAUCUCCGAUACAUACUGUUAGCAGAAAUCCAAAAUCACAUGUGAAGAAAUCCAAGCAAGCUUUCAAAGACGGAAAGAGUUAUCUAGAUUUCUUACUGGAAUAUCUAAGCUCUACGGUAUCGGCACCGACCAUGCUAUCGCGGUACAUUAACAAAUCGCCCCGCAGUCCGAUUUUCGGUGAACAAAGCGAUUUCACAAAUUCCGUGAGAACAGUUCCAGACCCCGAGGCAACGAAGGAGAAGAAACAAACAUGGCUUCCCAAGUAUCCGCUAUGGAACUUUUGGACUUACAAAAAGAGCAUAUAUCAAGACGAAUGCCCGGGGCUCCAAAUUAAUGUUGGAGGUCUUUGUAUCAGGGUACCUCCGCAC
Messenger RNA from Iphiclides podalirius (scarce swallowtail), 795 nucleotides. The record is from the annotation of a GenBank genome assembly. NCBI's taxonomy places the organism in Eukaryota, Metazoa, Arthropoda, Insecta, Lepidoptera, Papilionidae.